GGUACGCCUGAGUCUAGACAAGAUGGCGUAUGCGGUUGUUUUGCUGCAAUGAUAGUUUACGAAAUACAGUGUUUUUUCGUCUGAAUUUACUUAAUUUCGGUAGCGCGUUAGCUUUUUAAGUGUUUGUUAGACGACGCGAAGUCACAGAGUGUCCGACAUGAAAGGAAAGGAGCGGUCGCCCGUGAAAAAGCGUCCAAGGGCCUUGGAUGAUAUACGAGACAGAGGAGGAAGCCAUCCGACCAGCAAGAAAAUGGGGGUCAUUUCCAUUUCUGGUGGAAGCAACAAUGGCAACAGUUCCUCCAAAAGUGAAGGAGGCUCGGCAAGAAGGAGUUUGCUGGGCGACAAAAGAGACAGUCGGGACUUUGACGGACACGUUUCUAGUCGCACUGGAAACAGCCACAGCUACACCAGCCCCGUUGCUAGCAGCGCUAGCAGCAAGAACCACAACUCGAGUCUGUCCCUCGAAGCGGCCGCCAGGAGCAAUUCUCGCGCCGAGCAACGAACUCAGCUUCCUGCGAACGAAAGUGAGUACAAAACGCUGAAAAUAAGUGAACUGGGGUCGCAGUUGAGCGACGAGGAAAUUGAAGACGGUCUCUUCCAUGAGUUCAAAAAAUUCGGUGACGUGAGUGUUAAAAUUAGCCGUGUGAACGACGAGAGAAUCGCUUUUGUGAACUUCAGGAGGCCAGACGAUGCCAGAGCUGCGAAACAUGCUCGAGGCCGGUUGGUGCUGUAUGACCGUCCUUUGAAAAUAGAGGCGGUGUACAUGAACAGGAGGAGAAGUCGCUCUCCAGUGGAGAAAGACCACUUUUCUGCGGUGGCUGGCCACAGACAUUUGCACACCCAGAGGCCGCUGUCCCCGACUGGACUGGGUUAUAGAGACUACAGGUUACAGCAGCUAGCCCUCGGUCGACUUCCUCCACCCCCUCCCCCUCCUUUACCCAGGGAGCUGGAAAGAGAAAGAGAGUUUGCUUUUUACGAAGCAAGAGCAAGACCUGCUUACAUUGCUGAGCGGGCCGCCGCGUUCCGCGAGGAGGAUUUUAUCUCUCCAGAAGACGACCAAAGAGCCAACCGAACUUUGUUUUUGGGUAACUUGGACAUCACGGUCACAGAGAGCGAUCUGAGGAGGGCUUUUGACAGGUUCGGGACCAUCACUGAGGUGGACAUCAAGAGGCCCACCCGCGGUCAGAACAGCACGUAUGGCUUUCUUAAGUUUGAGAACUUGGACAUGGCUCACAGAGCAAAGAUCAGCAUGUCUGGGAAAGUGGUUGGCCGAAAUGCUAUUAAAAUCGGCUAUGGAAAAGCAACUCCAACAACGCGACUCUGGGUUGGGGGCCUCGGACCUUGGGUUCCUCUUGCUGCAUUAGCAAGGGAAUUUGACCGCUUUGGCACUAUUAGGACUAUAGACUACAGAAAAGGGGACACAUGGGCCUACAUUCAGUAUGAAAGCUUGGAUGCAGCUCAGGCAGCCUGCACCCACAUGCGUGGCUUUCCUCUGGGCGGACCAGACAGACGGCUGAGGGUGGACUUCGCUGACACAGAGCAUCGCUACCAGCAGCAGUUCUUACAGCCACUGCCACUGCCACACUAUGACCUUGUGACGGAAUCCUUCGUCCACCGUGCCACUCCUGAAGCGAUCAGGGUCAGAGAAAGGACUCCCCCGCCGCUGCACUUUAGAGAGAGAGAGCUCUAUGCUGGAGCUGAAUGGCCAGCUCCUGCCAUUCGUGAACGAGUAAGGACUCCUGCAUUCGAACCCCUGGAGCACUUAGAACGUGAGCGACGGCCAAGAGAGCCCUGGUCACUGGAGCGCGAGCUGCCUGGCAGGGAUGCUGCGCGCAAACGGCGCCUCCUGGAGGACGGGCGCCACCUGGAGUGUUCGCCUGACAGCAGCAGCGAGUGGGCAGCCCGGCGCCGCAGACCUCCUUCUCUGGAGGGCAGCCCUGGAGGCAGCAGCCGCGAUGGCCGUUUGAGUGACUCGGAACGUCCGCUUAGGACCGAGCGACCAUCCCCGGCACGAGAGCGCCGCAGCAGCUUGGACAGAGGGCCUGGGGAAAAGCGCCUCAAAAGCAGCAGCAGCCUGUCAGAGUCCAGCAUCGGAACAAGCCCAUCAGAGAGAAAGCGCAAAGCAGGGGAAGCAAGUAAAGGCCCCUCAAAGAGAGAGCGAGCUGAGGGGGGCUCCAAGAGCAGCCAGUCGUCCAAGCAAGACUCUGGCGGAAAACUGAGCAUGGCCUGGAAUGGCAUGCUGCUGCUUAAGAACAGCAACUUCCCAGCCAGCAUGCACAUCCUGGAGGGCGACCUGAACGUGGCCAGCAGCCUCCUUGUCGACGGCACCACAGGAGGCAAGGUCACCCAACUCCGCAUCACGCAGCGCCUCCGACUCGACCAGCCCAAGAUGGAUGAAGUGUCUCGUCGCAUCAAAGUCGCAGGCCCGGGCGGGUAUGCAAUCCUUCUAGCAGUUCCUGGCAGCUCCGAGGACACAUCAUCCUCAUCUUCAACAGAUCCAGCAGCAUCAACACAGCGGCCCCUGCGCAACCUUGUGUCAUACCUGAAGCAAAAGCAGGCAGCCGGGGUUAUCAGCCUGCCUGUUGGGGGCAGUCGCGAUAAGGACAACACGGGGGUGCUUCACGCCUUUCCGCCCUGUGAUUUCUCUCAGCAGUUCUUAGAUUCCUCUGCAAAAGCUCUUGCCAAAACAGAAGAGGACUACCUGGUCAUGAUCAUCGUCCGCGGAGCAUCUUAACAAUCAGAACACACCAAAAAAAGCAUUGUUUAAAA
Molecule: messenger RNA, 2769 nt
Organism: Colossoma macropomum (tambaqui)
Lineage: Eukaryota; Metazoa; Chordata; Actinopteri; Characiformes; Serrasalmidae
Gene: rbm15
Product: RNA binding motif protein 15
Exons: 1
Coding region: 158-2734 (858 amino acids)
Biological process (GO): regulation of alternative mRNA splicing, via spliceosome
Cellular component (GO): nucleus
Molecular function (GO): mRNA binding
Source: RefSeq, a predicted model, not a curated record